AGUCACUUCCCCUAUUGUGCGCACAAUCAUGCGCGGUUAGUCGGCGCCAUGCAGACGGCGGGGCUGUUUGGGGGCUUCUGUGCCCGAGCGUGGAGGGUGUCGCUGCGACUGGCCAGCUCCGGGAUGGCUCCCCAGCAACGGCUCACGAAUAAGGUGGCCCUGGUAACGGCCUCCACCGAUGGGAUUGGUUUUGCCAUCACCCGGCGUCUGGCCCAGGAGGGCGCCCACGUGGUCAUCAGCAGCCGGAAGCAGCAGAAUGUGGACCGGGCAGUGGCGGAGCUGCAGAGGGAAGGGCUGAGUGUGUCGGGCACCGUGUGCCACGUGGGGAAGGCCGAGGACCGCGAGCGGCUGGUGGCCACAGCUGUGAGGCUUCAUGGGGGUGUUGACAUCCUGGUCGCCAAUGCUGCUGUCAGCCCUUUCUUUGGAAACCUAAUGGAUGUCACUGAGGAGAUAUGGGACAAGAUUCUGGACAUUAAUGUGAAGGCCACAGCGCUGAUGACAAAGGCAGUGGUGCCAGAGAUGGAGAAACGAGGAGGUGGCUCAGUAGUGAUUGUGGCCUCCGUAGCAGCCUACAACCCGUUCCCUGGCCUGGGUCCUUACAAUGUUAGUAAAACAGCCUUGGUGGGCCUCACCAAGAACCUGGCCACAGAGCUGGCUGCAAGGAACAUUAGGGUGAACUGCCUGGCACCUGGAGUCAUCAAGACCAAAUUCAGCCAUGUGUUGUGGAUGGACAAGGCAAAAGAAGAAGGCAUAAAAGAAAGCCUGUGUAUAAAAAGGAUAGGCAAACCAGAGGAGUGUGCAGGCAUUGUGUCUUUUCUGUGCUCUGAAGAUGCCAGCUACAUCACUGGAGAGACAAUAGUGGUGGCUGGAGGGGCCCCCUCCCGCCUCUGAGGACCUGGAGAGAACCCACCAGGGCAGAGGCUAGGCUCCAACUCCUGGGCUCUGUUCCAGCAUCCAUGGACCAGCCUUUCCCACCUCUGCCUGUUAUACUUCUCACCUUAUACUCCCCCCUCCCCAGAAUCAAUUUGCCAGAUGAAAAGAGACAAUCUUUCCUGCAGUCAAGGUGUGGUCUUACUAGGACCCCAGCUGUUGGUGUGUUACACUGGAUAAAGGCUCCCCCUGAGACCACAGAGAAACCCUGGUGGUGUAGUGCUUAAGUGCUAUGGCUGCUAACCAAAGGGUUGACAGUUUGAAUCUGCCAGGCGUUCCUUGGAAACUAUGGGACAGGUCUACAAUGUCCUAUAGGGUCGCUAUGAGUUGGAAUCGACUCGACUACACUGGGUUUGGUUUUUGGUUUGAGACCACAGAGCAGGCCUGCUGAGAAGGCCGAAUCUGUUUUGGCAAAAACCAACUAGUAUUUUUUUUUCUGGGCAUCUGGGGAAUUCAAUUGUAGAUGAGAGAGAAGAAACCUGGAGUGGAAGGAGCAGAGUGGGAAAUUAACAACUUCCAAAUGAGAUGCAAAUAAAAUGCAGAUGAUUGUGUUGCUUUGA
Loxodonta africana (African savanna elephant) is the source of this 1490-nucleotide messenger RNA. RefSeq names its product dehydrogenase/reductase SDR family member 4. Gene Ontology annotation, biological process: retinal metabolic process. Gene Ontology annotation, cellular component: peroxisome. Lineage: Eukaryota; Metazoa; Chordata; Mammalia; Proboscidea; Elephantidae. Bases 49 to 891 code for a protein of 280 amino acids. The record is from RefSeq and is a predicted model, not a curated record. Gene Ontology annotation, molecular function: carbonyl reductase (NADPH) activity. The transcript is spliced from 8 exons.